AUGCGCUCAGUUGGGUCGUGCUUCAGCGCCGCUUACAAACAUUACGUUACCAUGUCCUAUCCGAAUUCUAAUGUAGGUCGUAAACGUAGUCGACCUGAAGAUUGGAGUGAAGCUGGUCCUUCGCCAGUUAUCCAUAUUCGUGGACUACCAAGAAAUAGCGUUGAAUAUGAUAUUGUUAAGGCAUUCGAGUCACAUGGGCGCAUACGAGAUGUAACAAUGAUUCCCCAGAAAAACCAGGCUUUAGUGGAAUUUGAAAACCAGGCCUCUGCAGAAGAACUGAUCGAUAAAAAGUGCGAAAUACAUGUUCUCAAUAGUCUGGUUCAAGUAGCUUUCAGUACUUCCAAACACAUAGUUCAGCGUGCUGCAAACAGAGCUCCACCAGAUGAAAAAAACUCACUUUCUUCAGAUAAUCAUAUCCUUCUGUUCACGAUUUUUAACGCCGAACGUCCUGUAACUGUCGAAACAAUUCAUCGCAUAACAUCCUGUCAUGGUCGUGUUCUUCGGAUAGUAAUCUUUCGCAAAUCUCAGGUGCAAGCUAUGGUGGAAUUUGGUAGCAUACCAGAGGCACGCAAUGCAAAACUUCAUUUGAAUGGUGCAGAUAUAUAUCCAGGGUGUUGUACAUUAAAGGUAGACUAUGCUCGCCCGACCAGACUAUCAAUAUCUAGAAACGACCAAGACAACUGGGAUUUCGAAAUUUGUGAAUCACAGGCAAAUUACUAUCAGCAAGAUUCCCAGUAUAAUAACUCGCUUCUAGGUUUCUCGGAUAUGCCGUACAAUAACUAUGAUGGCUAUGGCCAGCCUUCAUAUGAAAAUCGAAAUGAUUAUAUGCAACCUUAUAUUAUGCCAUACAGAGAACCAUCUAUUCCAUCGCAUAACAUGUCCCAUCCGGUUGAAGAUAAUAGAAGUCGAAAUCUUAAUUGUACUCGAGUUGUUAUGCUGUACAACAUUGACAUGCAGAAAAUGAACUGUGACCGUAUAUUCAAUCUCUUAUGUCUUUAUGGUAACGUUAACCGCGUUAAAUUUCUACGUAGUAAAGAAGGUUCAGCCAUGGUUGAAAUGGCUGAUACUGAUGCUGCUCUUUGCGUUAUCAGAAACUUUUCAGGCGUUUCCCUUAUGGGUAACCAACUGAUGGUACGGACUAGUAAACAAGACGUUAUCUUGGAUGUUUCUAGUCCAUUUCAGUUGCCCGAUGGUUCCCCAUCUUUUAAAGAUUAUAGUAAGGAUCGAAAUAACAGAUAUACUACACCUACUCUGGCUAAAAAGAAUCGCAUUCAUCCACUUUCACGUACUCUGCAUUACUGGAAUGCCCCACCUAAAAUAACUGUUGAUGACAUGGUAGAGUUUCUGCAAAAAUGCGGAGCUGCAAAACCUCAACAUGUUGAACAAUUCUCAAAAGUUCCCGAAAAACCAUCAUCUGGUACUAUUAGAUUUGCCACCGAUGGAGAAGCAUGUGAGGCUCUUGCCUACUGUAAUCACCAGGCACUAAAAGAUGACGAAUCUACACAUCCGUAUACCAUUAAACUAUCAUUCGCGAAUCCCAAUUUAUCUUCUGAACCAAUCCAUGUGGGAAGUCAUCAUUCAAAUGGCAGUGAGAAUGGCGGUGAUCAUAUAGAUUCAUCUUAGUGAGUUAUAUUGUUAUGAUUAUUAGUUAUAUAUGUGUUAUGUCUGUCUGUGACUGAUUAAUUUUGAACUGUGCUAUUGAAUGAAUUCAUGAAUGUAAAAUCUAAGAAAAUAAUUAAACUUGUUAUGAAGAUACUGUCAAUACAUGUUAUCUUCAUGAAACAGAAUAUGACAUAGCUUCGCUG
Messenger RNA from Trichobilharzia szidati, 1805 nucleotides. The record is from the annotation of a GenBank genome assembly. NCBI's taxonomy places the organism in Eukaryota, Metazoa, Platyhelminthes, Trematoda, Strigeidida, Schistosomatidae.